AUGACCGUCACCCCCGCCAACAUCGAAGACCCCACGCUGCAGCAAUGCCUAGAAAUAGCCGAGCGGACGCGGCAGCUGUGCCACCGGAUCGUCACGACGUUCGAGAGCAGCAAUACCAGCGGCGACCCAGAUGCGCAGCAGAACCUGAUCGAGCGGUCGCGCGGGCUGAAGCAGCUGAACGCGCUGCUGCAGCAGCUAAAGUGUCUGCACCGGACGGCGGUGAUGUCCGCGCGCGACGCGAAGGACGUCACGCGCGACGCCCGCCAGGAGGUCGAUCGCCUACAUCUACAGCUGCAGAAUCUGUACUAUGAGCAGAGGCAUCUGAGGGGCGAGAUUACCGCGUGCAUCGAUUUCCCACACAAGUACACCUCCCUCCCCCUGAUCUCGGAAGAAGAGUUCCUCGCCGCACACCCGGAACAUGCCGAGAUGGAUGCGCACAACCUGAUGAUUGCGCGCAUACGGAACGAAAAGGUGGUGCGCGAGGAUCUCGAGAAGCAGCGCAAGGAGCUACUAGCUACCAAACAGCAGCUCAUCAACGAGAACAAGAAGCGCAAGGACGAUCUGGCGAAUCUGGAUGAGCAGUUGAAGAGAUUCAUCGAAUCCUCGAGGCCCAUACAAACUACCUUCCAGAAAGACUACUAG
This is a messenger RNA of Tricharina praecox, 642 nucleotides long. Its product is annotated as Fms-interacting protein-domain-containing protein. Gene Ontology annotation, molecular function: mRNA binding. The coding region runs from base 1 to 642 and encodes 213 amino acids. Lineage: Eukaryota; Fungi; Ascomycota; Pezizomycetes; Pezizales; Pyronemataceae. Gene Ontology annotation, biological process: mRNA export from nucleus; positive regulation of DNA-templated transcription, elongation. Gene Ontology annotation, cellular component: THO complex part of transcription export complex. The record is from RefSeq and is a predicted model, not a curated record. The transcript has 3 exons.